GUCACAUGUUUCCACUUGUUGAGGGCACUUCAUAGGAGAAAGACCUUAGGUACCAAUAGGCCUGCUGGGGUAGACUUAGACCGACUGAUUUCAAGAUGAAUACUCUGUUUGUGGCUUGCUUCUGUACAUCCUUGAUGUAUAUUGCUGUUGUCAAUAGUACGUCUCAUCAACAGCCGGCUUGGCGGAAAAGGACCACAGAUGUACGGGAGGAGCUACUAAGUGGAGGGGCACAGCUUCCGUUCAAUAUCCUUGUUUCUGUCGAUGCUGUGGUCCGUCGGUGCGUUGAUCUACAGGCCAGGACGUAUGUCGCCGAAACUGCUCUGACUCCAACAAGCCUGUGUAACGUGGAAAAGGCAUUUCUGCACUGCUUCGACGCGGAGGAAUCCCCUGAGCGUGCGGAAAAAGGCCUGGCGGUGCUUCGGUCUGUGGUCACGGGGCAGUACAUUUCCACGGUGCUGCCGUUCUGUGGAACCGUCAGUCAUGGCGACAAAUUACGUGACGUCGACAAAAAUGCAGCUGGUGACUGCACCAUCUUGGACGUUCAGCACUGUUUCGCCAAAGCCGUCCUCGCCCAGGACAGUGCUUGGACCCCCUGCUUGGCCCAACCUCUCGCCUUCCAAUGCUACAUGCACGAGUGCCUCGGCCCGAAAGUCGGACCCGUACCAAACAUCAUCGGCAAUGUGAUGGCCUACCAUCUCAACUCCACAUUUAAGGCGCCCGGACUGUGUACCCAUAUGGAAACUCCUCCUAUCAGCAAUGAAUAUGACUAUCUCUACUAAAUUGUCCAUCCAAUCCACUUACAUUAGGCCAUAGACGAUUUGAUAAUAUGGAUGACAUCCGAGUUUCCAAAAGUAAAAAUAA
This is a messenger RNA of Branchiostoma floridae (Florida lancelet), 861 nucleotides long. RefSeq lists its product as uncharacterized. The coding region runs from base 96 to 779 and encodes 227 amino acids. Lineage: Eukaryota; Metazoa; Chordata; Leptocardii; Amphioxiformes; Branchiostomatidae. The transcript has 5 exons. The record is from RefSeq and is a predicted model, not a curated record.